Cadophora gregata is the source of this 1299-nucleotide messenger RNA. RefSeq lists its product as uncharacterized. The record is from RefSeq and is a predicted model, not a curated record. The transcript is spliced from 5 exons. Gene Ontology annotation, molecular function: transmembrane transporter activity. Lineage: Eukaryota; Fungi; Ascomycota; Leotiomycetes; Helotiales; Ploettnerulaceae. Gene Ontology annotation, biological process: transmembrane transport. The coding region runs from base 1 to 1299 and encodes 432 amino acids.
AUGGCUCUAUUUACAGAUGUCUUUUUGUAUGGCUUCAUCGUACCGAUAUUACCAUACAUGUUGGAACAACGACUUAAACUCGAAAAUUCUAAGACGCAGUCGAUAACACUGGCUUUGCUGUCGGAAAGUGCACUGGUAGGAUUCUUUGCUAGUAUAAUUGUUGGGCAUAUUGCGGAUCGGACUUCAAAUAAGAGGGCCUUGCUGCUGUAUUCGUUGGCUGGUGCGAUGGUUGGGUCCUUGGGGCUGGCUGUUGCUGAAUCUGCCAUUGUGUUGUUUAUAAGCAGAUUUAUCCAAGCUUUUGCCAGCAAUGCGAUAUUCGUCAUCGGGAUCGCAACGAUAGCCGAGACUAUCCCUUCGGAUAGGAUGGGGCAAGCUAUGGGUCUUGUCACUAUGGCUGCUUCUGUGGGAACAUCGGCUGGGACGAUGUUGGCCGGAGUGUUGUUGGAGUUAAUUGGGUACUGGCCCACUUGGAGUACGGCGUUCGCGCUCCUUGCAGUUGAUGCUGUGUUGCGACUGCUGAUGAUUGAGGCAAAGAGAGAGCUUAACAUCUCCUCCCCUGCACCCAGCGAAGCCGCCUCCCUCCUCUCCCAAGAAUCCCUCGAUGAAAACCGCUGUACCUACCACACGGUCACCAACCUGCCAACCAAACCAUCACCUUCGUACUCCGAAAAAGAAAAAUCCGGCCUCUCGUUCUAUCUUUUCGUCCUCCGUCAACGCCGCUUCCUCGGGGGAAUAACAUCCUUCAUAUCCUACUCCAUGAUAAUCGCCAGCUUCGACACCACCCUCCCCCUCCACGUACGCGACGCCUUCAACUGGGGCAGUCUCCAAGCCGGUCUAUUAUUCCUCGCGUUGCAAGGACCAGGCAUAUUACUCGGUCCAUUGGCUGGGAGUCUAAAGGAUAAGGUUGGGACGAGGAGUCCGGCCGCGGUGGCGUUUUUCGUUAUUGGACCGGCGAUACUGAUCAUGGGUGUGCCAGGAGCGGGUGAGGGAAGAUGGGCGUGGCAGCAGUGGUUCGAUAAGGGGGUGAGGGGGGAAGUGGUGUUUACGGUGGGGAUGUUGGUUGUGGGGUGCAUGAUACCGUUGUUGAGUGGGGUGGGGGUUUUGGAGCUGACUGCUGCUAUCGAAGAGAUCCAAAACGAAUGUCCCCAGAUAUUCGGUCCUCGAGGUGGGAGUUCGCGAGCUAUUUCCAUUGCGAAUAUGAGUUGGAUCAUAGGGAUUUUCAUAGGGCCGAUCAUCUCGGGGGUAUUGACUGAGAGAUUCGGGUACUUCCAGACGAAUUGUAUACUGGGUAUGCUCUAA